CGACUGUAAUGUUCAUGGUGCCAUCAUCAUUUUUAGUGCAUCUGCACAGAUAUCUCGGCCACAGUGUUUUUCACUUUGUGCGGUUGGCGACACAUCAAGCUAAGUUAGCAAAAAUGGCGUUGUUUUGUGCCCUUUCAAACGAGGUGCCGGAACACCCAGUCGUGUCCCCAACGUCGGGUGCGAUUUUCGAAAAACGCAUCAUCGAAAAGUACAUCCAGGAGCACGGCAAGGACCCCAUCAGCGGUGACGAGCUCACCGUGGACAAGCUCAUUGAAAUUAAGACCCCGCCGAUAGUCAAGCCGAAGCCGCCGAGCGCCACCAGCAUCCCGGCCACGCUGAAGCUGCUGCAGGACGAGUGGGACGCCGUGAUGCUGUACAGCUUCACGCAGAGGCAGCAGCUGCAGACGGCGCGCCAGGAGCUGAGCCACGCGCUCUACCAGCACGACGCCGCGUGUCGCGUGAUCGCGCGCCUCAACAAGGAGGUGACCGCCGCCAGGGAGGCGCUGGCCACGCUGAAGCCCCAAGCGGGCAUCAUCACGGUGCCGCAGCCCGCGGUGGCGGCCGAGGCCGGCGGCAUCGCCAACCAGCCGACAGAGCAAUGCGGCCUGACUGAUGAAGUGAUUGAGAAGCUGCAGGACAAGGCCACGGUGUUGACGCAGGAGAGGAAGAAGAGGAGCAAGACGGUGCCUGAAGAGGUGUCCACGCCGGAGCAGUUGAGGGGAUUCAAGACUUUGGCCUCACAUCCGGGGCUGCAUUCGGCGAGCGUCCCCGGUAUUUUGGCCCUUGACGUGCACAAUUCCGACACAAGCAAAAUUCUGACCGGUGGUAAUGAUCGCAACGCCACCGUAUUCAACAAAGACACGGAACAAGUUGUGGCGAUUCUCAAAGGCCACACUAAAAAAGUCACAAAAGUGGUCUACCACCCUGACGAGGACCUUGUUAUCACCGCAUCGCCCGACUCCACAAUCCGCGUUUGGAACGUGCCAACGUCCCAAACCACUCUACUGCUGCGCGUCCACGAAGGUCCAAUCACCGGACUGUCCCUGCAUCCGACUGGGGACUACGUCCUGUCGGCUUCAGAGGACCAGCAUUGGGCGUUUUCGGACAUCAGAACGGGCGAACUGUUGACGAAAGUCGCCGACCAGAGCAAUAUUCCCCUGACGACGGCCCAGCUGCAUCCAGACGGGCUGAUUUUCGGCACGGGGACGGCGAAUUCCCAAGUCAAGAUUUGGGACCUGAAGGAGCAGCUCAAUGUUGCGACUUGCACCGGACAUGCGGGGGCGAUCACAGCCAUUUCGUUCUCGGAGAAUGGGUAUUACAUGGCGACGGCUGACGAUGCCUGCGUCAAGUUGUGGGAUUUGAGGAAAGUGAGGAACUUUAAAACGCUCCAGUUGGAUGAGGAUUACCAAAUCAAGGACUUGUGCUUUGAUCAGAGCGGGACCUAUUUGGCGGUGGCGGGAACUGAUGUCAGGGUGUAUUUCUGUAAGCAAUGGCAGGAACUGAAGGUGUUCAAUGACCACACGGCUGCAGCGACGGGUGUUAGGUUCGGUAAAGACGCCAGGUUUAUAGCUUCCACUUCCAUGGACAGGACAUUAAAAUUGUACGGUUUAGAUUAGGGAUAAAUUGACUGCGAGUUGUACACAAUAGUUUGUCGUCUUGCAUUUCGCAUAAUUAGGUCUUAAAGUACGAUUACUUUAUGUUAAUGUUUAUUUUAAUUUUACAAAUAAAGUGAUUAAAUCUCAA
This is a messenger RNA of Tribolium castaneum (red flour beetle), 1743 nucleotides long. It is a transcript of the gene Prp19, whose product is annotated as Pre-RNA processing factor 19. Gene Ontology annotation, biological process: mRNA splicing, via spliceosome; protein ubiquitination; DNA repair. Bases 9 to 1616 code for a protein of 535 amino acids. Gene Ontology annotation, molecular function: protein binding; ubiquitin protein ligase activity. The transcript has 5 exons. Gene Ontology annotation, cellular component: U2-type catalytic step 1 spliceosome; Prp19 complex; cytoplasm. The record is from RefSeq and is a predicted model, not a curated record. NCBI's taxonomy places the organism in Eukaryota, Metazoa, Arthropoda, Insecta, Coleoptera, Tenebrionidae.